Sinocyclocheilus grahami is the source of this 3082-nucleotide messenger RNA. Its product is annotated as probable E3 ubiquitin-protein ligase HERC3. Lineage: Eukaryota; Metazoa; Chordata; Actinopteri; Cypriniformes; Cyprinidae. Gene Ontology annotation, biological process: protein ubiquitination; ubiquitin-dependent protein catabolic process. The record is from RefSeq and is a predicted model, not a curated record. The transcript has 22 exons. Gene Ontology annotation, cellular component: cytoplasm. The coding region runs from base 1 to 2769 and encodes 922 amino acids. Gene Ontology annotation, molecular function: ubiquitin protein ligase activity.
AUGAAUGAUGUCUAUCAAGCAUCCAUUCUGGAGAGUGAUUGUGUGUCUCUCAUAGAGCUGGUAAGAGCUCUGGAUGCUCAGAAGAUCGCCGGUGUGUCGUGUGGGCAGGCUCACUCUCUGGCGGUGAACGAGCAGGGGCAGGUGUUUGCCUGGGGGGCCGGAGAAGGAGGGCAGCUCGGUCUGGGUACGGCUGAAGAGGCUGUCCAUGUACCCAGGUUGAUUAAAAAGUUGUGCGAGCAUCGAAUCUCACAAGUGAUGUGUGGCAACCAACACUGCAUAGCGCUUUCAAAAGAUGGUCAGCUGUUUGUAUGGGGUGAGAACUCCAGCGGUCAGCUGGGUUUAGGGAAGGGAGAGCCCAGCACUCUGUCUCCUCAAACACUCAAAUCUCUUUGUGGGAUCCCACUGGCUCAGAUCAGCGCUGGAGGAGACCACAGCUUUGCCCUGUCGCUGUCUGGAGCCGUGUUCGGCUGGGGGAAGAACAGCGCGGGGCAGCUGGGCCUCAAUGACGAGCAAGACCGGGCUGUUCCCUGUCACAUCAAGUUCCUGCGCUCACAGAAGGUGGUGUACAUCAGCUGUGGAGAGGAGCACACCGCUGCCUUGACAAAGGAAGGGGGUCUGUUCACAUUUGGAAACGGUUCAAGAGGACAGCUGGGCCACGAUUCCACCAGAAACGAGCCUCUUCCACGCAGAGUUAUGGAGCUCAUGGGCACUGAGGUGUCUCAGAUCGCUUGUGGGCGGCACCACACCCUGGCAUUCGUGCCCUCCACUGGUCUGGUUUACGCUUUCGGCUGCAACACUCAGGGCCAGCUGGGUACAGGCCUCAGAGGAAAUGCUAAGAGCCCCCUUCCUGUCAGAAACGUCCAGCCCCUGUGCAUUGGAAAUACACACACAAAAGGCGAGCGCUACACCAUCCGUAAAAUUCACAGUGGAGGCGAUCACAAUUUCCUGUUGUUGUCUACUAAGGAGGGUUCAUCUUGUCCCGAGGAUUUCCGCAUCAUGAAUACCAUCAAAAGCAUCGCUCUGAUUAAUUCUGAGAGUCUGGACAGCUGGAGGAUGAAGCUCCAUGACAACAGCGAUUCAAGCAUCACCAAUGACAUCUUACUCCUGUUUUCCUCAACUGCAUGUUGGAAUGCCAGCUUUUUGGAUCAAAGUGAUGACGGGCAUUUCAAAACCAACCCCAAAGUCCCAGGCAUCGAUUUCAAUGCAGUUAGGCUGCUUUUUGAGACGCUGAUGAAACCAGCCUUCGCAAGACUUUUGGAUCAGGCCACGAAGAGCUUUGAGAGUCUCCUGAUCCCCCAGCUGACCUGCUCUCCUCCUGACGUGGAAGCCAUGCGGAUCUACCUGAUCCUGUCUGAAUGUCCCGCUCUCCAGGACUCCAAAAACUACAUCUCUCUCACCAUCCCUCUAGCCAUGGCCAUCCUCAGACUGGAUGCCAACCCCAGCAAAGUCCUCGAUAACUGGUGGUCUCUAAUGGAUUGCGAGUUUUUCUCCAGACUAGUGGAGAUGUACAAAAGCAUUGUUGUGUUUCUGUUGACUGGCGGGAAGGCGCUCCUGAUGCCUGUGUUUCUGGAGAGUUACACCAGUGCCGCCCUUAGACUGCUGGAGAAGCUACACAAGGUCAAUCUGAAAGCCCAUCGUGUGGAAUACAACCACUUCUACAUCCCUGACAUCGCCACCCUGGUGGACAUACAGGAAGACUACCUCAAAUGGUUUCUGCGCAAAGCUGAUAUUAAAAUGCGAUACCCUCCAGUGCAGGGAUCUGUCACGUUAUGUGCCUAUCCGUUCAUAUUGAACGCGCAAGCCAAGACGACCGUGCUGCAAACAGAUGCUGAGCUGCAAAUGCAGAUGGCAGUAAGUGGCGCUAACUUGCACAACGUCUUCAUGCUGUUGACUAUGGAACCUUUGCUGGCAAGAAACCCUUUCCUGGUGCUUCACGUAAGAAGGAACCACUUAGUCAGCGAUGCUCUCCGGGAGCUCACAGUCUACAAUGACGUAGACUUGAAAAAGCCACUUAAGGUCAUCUUUGAUGGAGAGGAAGCUGUGGAUGCUGGAGGAGUCACUAAGGAGUUCUUCCUGCUCCUGCUUAAAGAGCUGAUUGAUCCGAUCUAUGGCAUGUUCACCCAAUAUUCAGAGUCCAAUCUGCUGUGGUUCUCUGAUAAAGUAGAGGAGACCUUCUGUCUGAACUUUGCAAUUACGAGAGAGUAUUACGGGAUAACAGAGGUUAAAGAGCUGGUACAGGGCGGGAAGACCAUCGCAGUGGACAAGACAAACAGGAAGGAGUUUGUUCAGGCGUAUUUACAGUAUGUGUUCAGUGAUGCCGUACAGGAGCAGUAUUCGGCCUUCUCCAGCGGUUUCCUGAAGGUCUGUGGCGGGGAGAUUCUCUCUCUCUUCCAGCCCUCUGAGCUCAUGGCCAUGGUGGUGGGCAACAACAACUACAACUGGGAGGAGAUGGAGAAGAAUGCCUCCUACAAGGGCGAGUUCUCUGCAUCACACCCAACAGUUAAGAUGUUUUGGGAGGUGUUUCAUGAGUUUCCCUUGGAGAAAAAGAAACAGUUUUUAUUGUUUUUGACAGGCAGUGACCGCAUCCCCAUCCACGGCAUGGCCAGUCUACGCAUCGUCAUCCAAUCCACUGCUGCGGAAGAGCACUACCUUCCUGUGGCCCACACCUGCUAUAACAUGCUGGACAUGCCCUGCUACCAGACCAAAGAGACUCUGCGGCACCGGCUCACGCAAGCCGUGGAGCAGUACGAGGGCUUCAGUCUGGUCUGAGCGGGAUCUGCAGAGGUUGCUUUCUGUAUGCUGACACUGCACUUUAAACCUGUGGAGAACUGGAAAUGAAUGAUGCUCUCGCAUUUAUUUUACCACAGACGAGCACAUCCUGAGUCUUGUAUGAGUAAAUCUAUUAUUUUCUUAAUCUUACUGACAGACUCUGGCUUGUUUGGUUGAAUCUUGAGAUGUGCACCGUUUUUUUGUUUGUUUACUUUUUAUUUUUUAUUUUUUAAAUAUAUUUUUUAAAUGACACAAAUAAAUUAUAAGAUUAGGAUUGAGUUGUUGGCAAAAUAAAUUAAUUCGACAUUCUUUA